GAAGUACCAGAGCUAUGGCUCGAACCCAGCAGACGGCUCGCAAGUCUACCGGUGGCAAGGCACCACGAAAGCAGCUGGCCACCAAGGUGGCUCGCAAGAGUGCACCUGCAACCGGAGUUGUGAAGAAGCCACACCGCUACCGACCAGGCACUGUGGCCUUGCGUGAGAUCCGCCGAUACCAGAAGUCUACUGAGCUGCUGAUUCGCAAGCUGCCGUUCCAGCGCCUGGUGCGCGAGGUUGCGCAGGAUUUCAAGACCGACCUGCGCUUCCAGAGCUCCGCUGUGAUGGCUCUGCAGGAGGCUUGCGAGUCCUACCUGGUGGGGCUCUUCGAGGACACCAACCUGUGCGCCAUCCACGCCAAGCGCGUCACCAUCAUGCCCAGAGACAUCCUGCUGGCCCGCCGCAUCCGCGGGGAACGGGCUUAGGCCCCUAGGGUCACCCACUUCGUGCUCUGUCACCCCAAAGGCUCUUUUCAGAGCCACUCAAUAAGUCGGAGAAAGUGGCUGUACCACUCUGGGGUUUCUGGAUCACAGGGUUUCCUCUCCUUUUGCUCCCUUCUGUCUCCCCUGUGUAAUAUUUAGUUAGGCUGGUUAUGUGCAUGGGGUAAUUCAAACUUACGCAGCCUGCUCCCAGUUGAGUGCCGAGUUUAUGAGCUUUGUUUCCAACAAGUUGUCCUGAAUCCGGCCUUGACGCUGUUCCAGAUGGUAGAGCCAGGAACUAGUCUGGGUCAGUGUUACAGGAAGCCCCCCAGGAAGCUCACUGGGAUCAGAACACACCACUCUGCAGCACAGCAGGCUCAGGGAAAGCCACUGUCUACACCUGCAGCCCUCUAAAUCCAGAGCCAGCGAUGCUCACCCAGAACAGGCCAUCUACACCCAGAGUCAGACUCUACACAGCCCUGGAGAUGCCUAGCCUCACAGGGCUCUGUGGCCCUACUGGUCCCUACUUUCUCUGUGCAGCCCCAGCCUCCACUUCCUCACCUGACCCCUCUACCUCCAGGCACGGGCUUGGUGAGUUUGGGUGGGGAGUGGCUUUGGGGGUCAAAUCCAUCAGCGGGUACUGAAAAGAACCUCUUCCCACCCCAGGCCCAGGGGACCCGAUCCUCUGCACCUAAGC
This is a messenger RNA of Marmota monax (woodchuck), 1116 nucleotides long. RefSeq names its product histone H3.1-like. The transcript has a single exon. Gene Ontology annotation, molecular function: protein heterodimerization activity; structural constituent of chromatin; DNA binding. NCBI's taxonomy places the organism in Eukaryota, Metazoa, Chordata, Mammalia, Rodentia, Sciuridae. The coding region runs from base 15 to 425 and encodes 136 amino acids. Gene Ontology annotation, cellular component: nucleosome. The record is from RefSeq and is a predicted model, not a curated record.